AUGGGGACGGAGCUCGUGCCCCUGGCGCCCACGCCCAGGGAGCAUAUCGAGCAGGUGGCAAAGACAAACAGCGUGUUCUCAGACUCUGAACUCGAGGACUUUGGGGACCUGGACCCUGCCCUCCGGCGUAAGUUGGAGGCUACUAUUCUUCGGAGGACGAAGUCUCCCAUCAUCAGCUUUUUGGAAGAAUUCAGGGCCGACACAGUCAAUCGCCUUUGGGAGUUGGUCGAGUAUGCAGACAACCAAGAUUACGGUCAGGCGAAAGCAAAAGGUGAAGCUGCGGAGAUCAAAUUCGAAGUCCAUCCAGGCAGAAUCCUUAUAAGAUUCAACGACAAUGGUCUCACACCCAAGAGCGUUGAUGACUUGUGCGAUACCAGCUCUAUCGUUGACACCGCCGACACAGCAGCAAUACCCAGUCAGCUGCAGCACAAGUUUCUCUUCAAACUUGCCUGGAAAAUGCAUUGGGCAUCAAACGGGUAUUCUUUCAGUUUCGUCCAUCGUGACGGCGAUCUCGGUACUGGCAUGUUCUCACCAAUCUGGGAAGAGGACGAACCCAGAGACGAAUCUUUGGAACAAGAGACCAGUGGAGGUACUUGUAUUACGCUCUUUCUACACAAGCAUGAUGACCCGCAGGCCGACUUGGAGCAGACAUGUCAUAUUCUUAGGGAAUUCGAGAUUCUCCAGAACAGCACCUGCGAGCUUCUGCUUACUACGAAAGUGGAGAACUUUACUGUGUCUUCACACGAUUCUGAAGGGAACACCUUGGAGUCGACUAUAAUCACGCUUAAGCGGCACAAGGUUGAGGGACAAGACCUUUUCACCAUAACCAGAAGCAGGUCUUCGGAGGAGGCAAUAAUCGAGCGGGUCUUCAUCCACGACAUCACAUUUUUUGACGCUCCAUCGAAGAUCGAUGAUGAGAGUACUGCUCUGGAGCAAACUGACGUUGUCAUUGCGUUUGAACUGACACAUGACCCACGAAGCGGACCUCAGCCCGUUUGGGGAUGCCACCACGCGCAGUUGAAGUCUUUGGGUCUCAAGUUCCUGCUCCAAGCCGAUUUCGAUGUCCGCGACGGCAUCCCGGCCCCAAGUAAGCGGAACCAGGCAAUUCUCGAUGCCAUCGCCACCCACUUCGUCCACAUAGUCGAAAGCUUCUCCAAGACAUCACUGGGCUAUCACUGGGCUCGCUGGUUACCUCAAAAGGAGGACGCCGGCUCAGGCACCAUGAUCACACCAGCCCGCUUGCACAGUAAGAUCAAGGAUGUUCUAAAUGACGCGGAAGUCUUCCGAACGAGGACGCCGGAUGAAUUCCAAAUGCUCUCUGCAGUUCGACGGAUACCUGACUUUUGGCUCGAUGACAACGGCGACCCGCUGUUCCCGGAUACAGAUGACCCCGUCUAUCCCGCGAAAGAAUACGAAAACUCGGAUCUUGAUCUUCUCUCGUCUUACGGUCUUAAGUAUAUGACGUGGGACCAUCUGCUGGCUCGUAUCAAAUUCGACAUGCGAGGGGCAGGCCAGCAUACCCCUCGUUGGUCGCCCAACAAUCUCCUAACCAACGAGAAGUGGCGCUGCCUUGCUGUGAAAGCAAUACUUCACAUUCAUCAUAACAUUCCUCAAGAGGCCGUCAAGCGGCUGCGGAAGAUGCCGCUGAUUCCGCUAUCCACGACGCAGAUGGUUACGGCGGCCAAAGUCAAGCCGAUUUAUUUCCCAUUUGACAACAAAGGUCUUGAGAUACCCACGUCCAUUUCGCUCAAUCUCGUCCUCAAGGAUCUGAGCGGCGUCUCCGAUUUCGGUCCUGACGACCAGGACCGGCACAAGUUGUUCAACAGACUUGGGGUGCAAAUGGCAAAUACGACUUUCGUACGGGACCGUAUUCUCAGCUCCCCAAUGCAUGAAGUAUUGAAGUCGGGGUCGUCGAAGAAGAAUCGGGCCGUCGAACGAUUGAGAUACCUGUUUCUUUCUGAUGAAUGGAGUGUCGAGAGUGAAGACCCAUCACUGGUAGCCGAGAACCUCGUUGUGCUGGACACCAAGAAUCGCAUACGAAGUCCAGCCGGCUCAGCCCACCAUCGCACAUAUUUGAAAACAACCGAUCCGUACGGCCCCUGGGAGCUUCUCAAAGGUCCCUCGAGUGGCGAAGGCACCGAUUUCGAUGCCUCUUUCCUCCACGAGAUGUAUACAAAGGACGAGCCAACUGCCAAAGACGGCGGCGGGUCCUGGACUGCGUGGCUGCACCGCUACCUGAGCAUCAGCACACACCUUCCACUAGUCGACCCGCAAAACACCGCAAAGCUUUCACCAGAGUUCGAACACGUGUACACGCACCAUCCAGAAAGGUUCAUCGGCGCGCUGCAGCGACACUGGCAUCUCUGUGACGAGUGGUCGCCCAAUCACGCGGCGUUUAUCGAGAAUCUGCGAAACCGCGAGGUCAUCUGCAACGACGGGAAAAAGUACCGUCUAUCAGAGACGUUCCUUCCACUUCCCGAGGUGAGGGAGAAAGUUUUGGAAUAUGUCGCUACGCCGUUUGCCGUCCUUGAUCUUGACGAGGAGGUUACGGCAUCUUCCUACUCUUUCAAAUGGGGAUUUUUGGUCCUGGAGCUACGCGUUAAGACCGGUGUCUUCGAAAGCAUGGAGUUCUAUCUUGAUGUCCUCAAAAAGCUUUCGUCGCUUCCCAAGAGUGGCUUUGCGAAGCCGGAUGCGGUUGGCGAAACAAUCAUACGGCUGUAUGAGAAAAUACAAGCUCUCUUCUUGUCGCUUAGCGGCAGCAGCUCAGAGCGGGCCAAAACAGAACGGGCCAAAACAGAACGGUCCAAAAUUAUGGUGGGUGCUAGUAUCCGUGUUAAGACCACUGGAGAUGAAGAAACUAAAGAACUUUACAGGCAAGAGUUCCAGAACAAUCGUUUAGUCUGGGUGCCCGGGGAAAGCGUAGCUGAUGAAGACAUGCCGCGCUGGGCUACCCUCAAGGAAUGCGUGUGGAAGGCCCCUCAUCAUAUCCUUUCCAAGCACAACCUCGAGGAACGCUACAGAACCCAGCUCGAAGGCGCGGAUGAAAGAUUGGCAACUUUGGAACAGUUUUUCCAAACUACCCUCGGCAUCGCGGAUUGGAGCUUUGCCAUUGACGACAUGAUCGUGGAGUUGUCUGAGCUUCGGCGGGCAGAAUCUAUCGAAGAAGAUAUUCGGGAGAGCAGCGCACUAUACUGUUACAAGCGAAUGGAUGAUAUCCUGGGAAAAGGAACAACUCGGAAGGUAGAAGUAGAGCGGCUGAGAAAGACUUUCACAGACGAACAGCUCAUCUAUGUGCGAGACAAGCGCACCGGUCGUAGCAUCUGGCUCACGUCUGGCUACUGCUUUUGGUCCUUCGGCACGAUUAGUCCCCUGAACCACAUAUCAAUCAACUCGAUGUAUCCAGAUUUCAACGACUUAUUCGUCAAAUUCCUGGGGGUUCACCAGCCUGACUUCGACAUGGUUUACAAAUUUCUCCUAUCGUCGAGUAAACUGACUUCCGCUACUCUCUCAAACGUCAAAGCAGCUAUGUUGGCGCUCAACACGUAUGGAGACUUCCGAGGACGUCACAGCACUUUGGAUCCUGCGCCUCUUUUGAAGGAGAAGAUUUUCCCGGUCCGACACCCGAACGGCCAGGUGACUCUUGAGCCUAUCACAACUGAGUUCUUCAUCGUGGACAGAAAGAACUUUGGUUUGAAGUUCGCGUCGAAGGUAAAGCUUCUUGAUUUUACAGUCGAAGAAACCCAGGCCCUCGAAGCCGUAUUUGUAUGGCUUCGCAUGGGUGAUCGCUAUUUGUCAUUCUUCGUACGAGAUCAAGGCCUUCUCCUGGAUGUCUAUUCAUCAAGCCCCGUGCAACCAUACCGAGAUAUGAAGCGUCGGGCGUAUGCGUUGUGCCGCCCACGCUGGGCUGCGGAUAAGCGAAAGAUGUACCAAGACCUGACGAACUUGGAAACCUACGAGACAGAUGGUAUAUGUCGGCAACUGUCCAUUCUUCAAGACGGACAGACCCACUACUCCGAGAUCGAGAAAAGUGAUGGCAUCUUCUGGGCAGACAAUGACACGUUGUACGUUCCGCGUGAUCCGGCUCGACAGGAUGUCUGCUAUCACAUGAAUCUCCCAAAACAGGUUUUCGCCUGGAUGAUGAGUGAUCCCUCAACUGGAAGACUCACUUUGAGUGGAUUCGCGGUGGACCGGAAGAUCCAGCUCGUCGCUGCUGUCAUCAACAUGUCGGAGUCAAGUGUGCCUACGGCCUUAGUCGCAGCAGACAUUGGCGAGAUCGAUUGGCGAGAGGUGGACAACGAGAGGGUGGCGACCACGCCCGAAGCCGAAGUACCGCACUAUUUUGAGAUGCCCACGACACCCACAAAGAGCAGGAGUCCAACACCCGGCCUGCCGAACGCAGCUGAACCAACUGAGGAGGCAGCCAACACGCCAGAGGCAUCUACGACACCCACAAAGCGCAAAAGCUCAUCACCUGAGCCGCCGAAUGCAGCUGAGCCAGCUCAGGAGACCGUCGUCGCGCAAUCAGACAUUUUUCUCCCCAGCAUCGAAGAUUCCGAUACGCCGAAACGUGCGAAGUUGGCAAUGGUGGAAGUGGAAGAGUUCGAUUUCCGAAUGCCUUCACCGGACCCGAAACCAAAAUCUAUCUCGUCGCCUGUGAAGACCUCAUUACCCGUAGUGCCUGCAGGCCAAGGCUUCACCUUUAGGAUACAGACCCCGCCAACUGUCACUCGUCUGCUUCAGCCCCCACCGGAUGAGGACUAUGGGGGGGUGAGGUAUGUGGUAGGCAAAGAAAUGGAAAGUUAA
This is a messenger RNA of Colletotrichum chrysophilum, 4803 nucleotides long. RefSeq lists its product as uncharacterized. NCBI's taxonomy places the organism in Eukaryota, Fungi, Ascomycota, Sordariomycetes, Glomerellales, Glomerellaceae. The record is from RefSeq and is a predicted model, not a curated record. Bases 1 to 4803 code for a protein of 1600 amino acids. The transcript is spliced from 5 exons.